UUGUACCUGAUUACACAAACAAGUUAGCCAUAACAAAAUGAGCAUUAGAGGUGCUGGUUGAACUACUCUUAGACAGAGCCACGGCAGCUGUUUCCUCCGGUUUCCAAUCUUAGUGCUAAGCUAAGCUAACCAUCAGUAGUGCCAUCUGCAUGUCAAUAUUUAACAUACAUGUGACUGGUAUCAAUUUAACUAUUAAAUAUGUCAAACUAACUGUGUAUACUAACUAAACAAACAGCAUGGGGGCCUUUAACAUUAGACUACAUGGGCUCACCAGGUUAAUCUGGCCCAGCAACACUGGACACUGUGUAAUAUUUAAUAUGAAAAGCAAUAGGUCUAUAUGAACCGUCCUAAGAUGCAUUAAACCAUUUUAGUGGCAUACAUUUAGAGCCAUACAGGUAUAGUGACAUUUCGAACAGGCCUAACUUAGUCGACAAACAGAAAAUAUCUAAAUAUGAAAAGUCACUGUGGGACAUAGUGCAGUGAUGGCAGAUAUGUCUUCAGUACAUCCAAGGCACGGCUGACAGAACCACCUGCAGCUAGGACACAUAUGUGCAGCGAAAACACCUAUGCCAGUGUUUAUAGACCUGCAGCAGCCUGCGUGGUGUUUCCCAAACUCUGUCGUCACCACCAGUCACGACUAGUGCGCGUGUAGAUGCAAUGAUCAUGUUCCUCCUCCUCCACCAACACCACCACCUCCUCCUCAUCAUCAUCUAUCUGAUACACUAGGGCUUUCCCUUUACAUGCAACGACCAUGCAAUAAAAACAGAGUCUAGUCCUCCCAGCCCCACCACCACCUGGAGUAUUUGUGCACACCACCAUGCAAGCGACGGACACCGGAGCAUCUGACACCGACGCUACUGUAAACAGUAGCAGCCUCAGCAACACCGCAGACGUCGACGAGAGCGACGGGGCAGGGGAGAGGAUGGACAGGACGGUGCCAAGCGAACAGCAGGACAGGACCAAAAAUCACCAGCAGCGGCCAACGUCCUCAACGCCGUCCGGAGUGCUCGAUAAAUUGUUCGGGAAGCGCCUUCUGCAGGCCAGACACUACAUUAUGUCUCGGAAGUCCUGGCUCAAGAUGGUGCCCACCGAAAACUGUGAUAUCCUGAUGACAUUCCCAGAUGCAAUAGAUGACCACACUCUGCUGUGGCUCCUGAAUCAGAUUCGUGUUGGAAUCCCACAAGUCAGCAUUCAGGUUCGGCAGCAUAAACACACCCAGACACACGCCUUCUUCAUCACGACAACAUUUGAGAACUUACUGCGGGGAGCAGAGCAGAUGGGCAUGCACAAGGCCGUCAAACCACAAUUUGGUGGCGGUAUGCGGCGCUUUUCCUGCGAGGAAGACAACAUCUAUGAGAACAUAGAGAGCGAGCUCUGCUUUUUUACCUCACAGGAGCGUCAGAGCAUUAUAAAGUAUUGGCUGGACAAUCUGCGAGCCAAACAGGGGGAGGUGCUUCACAACAUUCACUUCCUGGAGGGACAGCCAAUCAUUCCAGAGCUGGUAGCUCGGGGGGUGAUCCAUCAAAUGUUUCCUCUCCAUGAGCAGAGGAUCCUCAACCAGCUGAUGACAUCCUGGGUCCAGGCUGUGUGUGAAAGGCAGCCCCUGGAUGAUAUCUGUGACUACUUCGGAGUGAAGAUCGGCAUGUAUUUUGCCUGGCUGGGUUUCUACACUAACUCCAUGCUUUACCCUGCUGUCAUUGGCUUUCUGCUCUGGAUACUCGCAGAGGCUGACCAGACCAGUCAGGAUAUCUGCUGUGUGGUUUUUGCCCUCUUCAAUGUUGUGUGGGCCACGUUGUUUCUGGAGCGCUGGAAGAGGCGGGAGGCGGAGCUGGCCUACAGGUGGGGCACCCUGGACACCCCCGCCGAGUCCUUGGAGGAGCCCAGACCCCAGUUCAGGGGAGUGAAGCGCUGCAGUCCCAUAACAGGCUGUGAGGAGUUCUACUACCCGCCCUGGAAGAGAGCUCUGUUCAGAUGGCUGGUCAGCCUGCCCAUCUGCCUCCUCUGUCUCUGUUUUGUCUUCCUCGCUAUGCUCCUCUGCCUGGAACUGCAGGAGGUGGUGAUGGAGAUUCAGGAGCUACCUGGUAUCACAAGAUUCAUUCCUAAGAUACUUCUGGCCCUUACUGUAACCAUAUGUGACGAAGUGUAUAAGAAGAUUGCAUACUGGCUUAAUGACAUGGAGAACUACAGACUUCAGAGUGCCUAUGAGAAUAAUCUCAUCAUCAAAAUGGUUUUUUUUGAAUUCAUCAAUUCUUACCUUAGCCUUUUCUAUAUCGGCUUCUACCUCAAGGACAUGGAGCGACUUAAGGAGAUGCUAGCCACUCUACUGAUCUUCCGCCAGUUCCUACAGAACAUUAAAGAGGUCCUCCAGCCUUAUCUCUAUGAGCAGAACAAGCUGGGUGUCUUCACCCCAAAGGUGCUGUGGGAGCUACUCCAAGCCAUCAUGCUCAAGUAUGGCCGCCUGGCUCUGGGAAAGGCCCAAGCCUCAAUGACAGGCUAUUCCUUCCUGGGUCCCAGAGGGAUCCCUGUCAGUCACACUGCUAACGGUAACCCGGAGACAAGGAGAAGAGGGGAUCUGAAAGCCGGGUUCAGGCUGACAGAGGAGGAGUGGGACAUGAAUGACAGCAGUCUGAAGCAACGUAAAGUCAGCUUCACAGAGAAGGUCGACUACCAGGAUGUCACGACAGAAACACAGACGGUGUAUGACAGCUCCCUUGAGGACAGUCCCACGAUGGUGGAGGAAGGGAUGGAUCGGUCCAGUAUUUUUGACAGUUGUGACGAGGACAGUGAUUGUGAAUCGUUGGCUCAACAGGAGACCAAGGAGAAUGCCACUGUGUCCUCUCCAAAGGAAUCUGACUCUCUCUGUCAGAGAAGAAAGAAUGUAGGUGAGGGGAGAACAGAAGAGAAUAAGAAGUCCUGGAUUGAUCCACCAGAAGAACCCAAAACUGUCACUCUGACCCAGGCUGAGAUUGAGAGCUGCAUGCAGACGUACGAGGACACACUCCAGGACUACCAAGAAAUGUUCAUUCAGUUUGGCUAUGUGGUGCUCUUCUCCUCUGCGUUUCCCCUGGCGGCCAUGUGUGCUCUUAUCAACAACAUAAUCGAGAUCCGCAGCGACGCCUUGAAGCUCUGUACCGGCCUGCAGAGACCCUUUGGACAGAGGGUGGAGAACAUCGGACAAUGGCAGACUGCAAUGGAGGCCAUGGGCUUGAUAGCCAUUAUAGUUAACUGUUAUUUGAUUGGUCAGUGUGGGCAGCUCCAGCGUCUUUUCCCCUGGUUGAGUCCUGAGAUGACCAUCAUCUCCAUCGUCUUACUGGAGCACUUUGCAAUCCUCCUAAAGUACAUCAUCCAUGUUGCCAUCCCUGAUAUCCCUGGCUGGGUAGCAGAAGAGAUGGCCAAGCUAGAAUACCGACGAAGGGAAGCUUUCAAGAAGCAUGAGCAGCAGGCCCAGCAGCACUUCCAACAACAGCUCAGACGCCGACGUGAAGAGGGGGAGCUUCAGCGGCAGGCUGAGCUGCAGGCCGAGGCCCGCCAGGAGAGCGACUACCACAAGGCAGACACCCAGCACAUGCACCAGCACCACCAUGACAAAGCACCAGGCGGCAAGCCAGGGGACAAGCCAAAGAGACCCAGCUCUCUGCUGGGAAACAACAAUGUCAUGAAGCUAAAGCAGAUCAUCCCUCUCCAGGGGAAGUUUUCCUCCGGCACCUCACGCUCCCCAGCCCAGUCCCCAACAGGAGGUGAGGCAAAGCUCCCAGGAUUUCUGAAGUUCUUGAAGUCGCCUGAGGUGAAGAAAGAGCCAGCAGUGGCAGUUGGAGCAACUCCAGGGUCAACAGUGACCUCCUCAGCUCCCUCUGGUGGCCAGGAGAGGUCACAGUCUCCCAACAGGACAUUCAGUCCUGGGAAGCUGUUCAGCUUCAGCAAAUCAGAAGGGACUGUAGUGUGUGUGAAUGGGACACAACCAGCAACCCAGCUUACUAACGCUCAGCCCAACAGGGCUGACUUGAACACCUCGCUGGAGGAAUUACCCUCUAAUGAGUCAGAUAAAGGAGAAUCAAGACAAUUGACCGAUUUAGAAAACUCUGUCUCAAAGAGUUAAUAAAUGUUCAACCGUACCAAUGUAUCUCCUACCUGUGCUGUAGGAGAACACAUUAGUCACAAGGACCACACGUAAGGUCAACGAGCGUUUAGACUUUCACUCUUGAGGCAACUUACUUCGCACAAAGUAUUAUACUGUAUCUAUUAACAUUUGAAUAUCUAGCUUCCAUGUAAAAUAUGUACAGUAAGUGUAACUCCCUGAAUGGGGCUUGAGUAACCUUAACUGAAGGUUAAAAUACUGCAUGACUGCCUGGUUUUUAGCAGCACCAGAGCAGGUAACUGAUGUGAAGGAUCUUUUUUUCCAAAAACCAGCUGAUCAUCAACGAGCACUUGUGUCAAAGGACAUUAACAGCAGCUUCUCACUCCAGGUUUGUUUCUCAUUCUGAUGCCUGUAAUGCAUGUUGCAUCAUGUGCAUGCGUUACGUAUCCAUCGUGUCUUUUCAGUUGUGAAGCACUUUCAAAGCCAUUGUAUUCUUCUGCAAUAGGUCAGAUUAUAUUCACUGUGACCAUAACAAAUAUUCUAUUUUUCUUAACUUUGAUUUUCUAUGAAUUAUUUUACUACAUAAAUUAGUGAAUGUACUUCUAUAAUGUAAAUAAAUCUCACUUGAAUAAAACAUCCAUCAACA
Molecule: messenger RNA, 4721 nt
Organism: Micropterus salmoides (largemouth bass)
Lineage: Eukaryota; Metazoa; Chordata; Actinopteri; Centrarchiformes; Centrarchidae
Gene: ano8a
Product: anoctamin 8a
Exons: 18
Coding region: 818-4096 (1092 amino acids)
Biological process (GO): chloride transmembrane transport
Cellular component (GO): plasma membrane
Molecular function (GO): chloride channel activity
Source: RefSeq, a predicted model, not a curated record